AUGAACGGUUCGAUCAUCUCAUGGCUUCUUCUUGCAAUAUCCACCAUCUCCAUCUUCUCCGACGUUGCUACGGCUUCAACUUUAGCUUCAGCCCAGUGUCUCAGCAUCGACCAGAGAUCACUCUUGCUCGAGCUGAGAGACAGCCUUGUCUUCAACACCUCCGCGUCCUCCAAGCUAGUACGGUGGGACCGAAGCGCUGAUUCAUGGAGCGGCGUGAUGUGCGAGGACGGGCUCGUCGUGGGACUCGAUUUGAGCGAAGAGUCGAUCUCUGGUGGAAUCGGCCGUUCAUCGAGCCUCUUCAGGCUCGAGUUCCUUCAAAGCCUGAACUUGGCGUUCAAUGAUUUCAACUCCUCAGCGAUCCCGUUCGACCUCGUGAAUCUCAGCCGCUUGGUACAUCUCAACUUGUCCAAUGCCGGAUUUGCCGAGCAGAUUCCGGCGGAGCUAUCGCGCCUGACGGAGCUACGUAUUCUUGAUCUCUCUGGUCUUUAUUACUCUGGACCGGCUUUGUUGUUCCUUGAGAAGCCCUCUUUGAGGUCACUGAUUGGGGAUUUGGGGGAGUUGAGAGAGCUGUACCUUGAUUUGGUCAAUGCGUCUGCUGAGGGAACUGGGUGGUGCGACGCGUUGUCUUCUUCAGUGCCGAAACUUGAGGUGUUGAGCAUGUCUUCCUGUUCUCUGUCCGGUCCUAUCGGCGCUUCUCUUACGAGUCUGGCUAAUCUGUCGGUCAUUCAACUCGAUUACAACAACUUGUACACCACAGUUCCUAGUUUCUUAGCGAAUUUCUCUAGCUUGAAAACACUGAGCCUAUAUGCUUGUGGCCUUUCUCUUGAGACACUGGUUCUGAGAGGCUUGAAUAUUUCCGGGGGGCUCCCAAAUUCAAUUGGUAAUCUCAGGAAUCUGUCAAGAAUAGAAUUGGUGAAUUGCAGUUUUGAUGGAAAUAUCCCAAGCUCUCUCACCAAUCUCUCGCGACUGUCUUAUUUGGACUUGUCAUUCAACAAUUUUACGGGUUCAAUUCCAUCACUCAGCGAGUCCAAGGAUUUGACAUCUAUCAUUUUGUCCAGCACCAGUCUAACUGGUCCGAUUGAUUCAACACAAUGGGAAUCCCUCUUGAGUCUUCUUAUUCUCGACCUGGAAUUCAAUUUACUUGAAGGAAAUAUUCCUUCAUCUCUGUUUACACAUCCAUCGAUUCAGGCGCUUCUACUUUCCAACAACCGAUUUUCUGGUCAAUUGAAGGGAUCUUUUGAUGCUCCAUCGCACAUGCUGAAUACACUUGAUUUGAGCAACAACAAUAUAGGAGGAGAACUACCGACGUCUAUAUGGGAACUCCAAGGGCUCGAGUACCUCUCACUUUCUUCCAAUAAUUUUAGUGGCUCAUUCCACAUUAAUUUGGUUCAGCAGCUGAGAAAUCUUUCAGCUUUGGAUCUUUCCUAUAAUCGUUUUUCCAUUGAUGCCACAAAUACUGCUUCCCAGGCCUCUUCAUUCCCUGACCUUCAAGACUUAAAUUUGGCUUCCUGCCAGUUGACGACAUUGCCUCAGUUUUUGGUUAACCAGUCCAAAUUGUUCUUCCUCGACCUCUCCCACAAUUAUAUAAAAGGGGAUAUACCGAGAUGGAUAUGGACACUAGAAAAUCUUGGGCAUCUCAAUCUUUGCUCUAAUUUCUUUGAAGAUUUGGAAACACCUCUGGGCAAUCUUACAUUGAGUCUGAAUUUCGUUGACCUCCAUUCAAACAUGCUUCGAGGAAAUACGCUACCCCUGCCGUCAUCUGCUCUCUUCUUGGAUUUCUCAAGUAACAACAUAACUUCUGUUAUUCUGGAUAACAUUGAUGACUACCUAUCAAACACAAUCUUCUUCUCCCUUUCGAAGAAUAAUUUCCAUGGGUCCAUCCCGAAGUCAAUUUGCAAAGCUGAUAUUCUUGAAGUGCUUGACUUAUCGCAUAACCAUCUGAACGGAACUAUUCCUGAUUGUUUAAUGAUGGCGUCCCUCACGGUAUUGAAUCUGAGGAAUAACCAAUUGAGUGGCGAUAUUCCACAAAACAUCCCAGCAACAUGCAGUCUGAAGACAUUGGAUAUUAGCGAGAAUUUCCUGCAGGGCCAAAUUCCGUUGUCGUUGGCAAAUUGUACGAUGUUGGAGAUUGUGAACAUCGGGGACAAUCAAAUAGAUGGGACAUUUCCAUGCCAUUUCAAUGCUAUGUCAAGUCUCCGUGUCCUUGUUUUACGAUCCAACAAAUUGCACGGGGAAAUUGGAUGUCCACAUAGUCCCUUCACCUGGCAGAUGCUUCAAAUCAUUGACCUAUCUUCCAACAAUUUCAGCGGCACGUUGCCUGCGAGUCUCCUUGCAUCUUGGGAGGCUAUGAAGGCCAACGUAGACUUCAAUCGUUUUCUGUAUGAGUUAUUCCGAUUAAGAGGUAAGUAUUAUCAAGAUACUGUGAGUGUAACCUUCAAAGGUUUGAAGCUAGAACUCAUCAAGAUUCUGACUAUUUUCACGUCGAUCGACUUCUCGGGCAAUAGAUUGGAGGGUCCAAUACCAGACACACUUGGAGAUCUCAAAGCACUUUAUUUCCUCAACCUAUCGCAUAAUGCCAUCACAGGUUCAAUUACUCCUGUUUUAGGGAAUCUAGAUCAGCUUGAGUCAUUGGACCUGUCAUGGAACCACCUCAAUGGAACCAUACCAGCUCAGCUUGCGAAUCUUGAUUUCCUUUCGUUCCUGAACCUCUCAAAUAAUCAACUUGUGGGAAGCAUCCCGACAAUGGGACAAUUUCUCACAUUUUCCAAAAGUUCCUUCGAAGGAAAUCUUGGAUUGUGUGGGCUUCAGCUCAACAAAAGUUGCUUAACUCCAACGAAUGGGACUGAAGAAGCGGGUAGUGUUCCAACUCAAAGUGACCUCGAUGAUGACGGCAACAAUGAUGAUAGCGAGAAGAAGUGGUUUUACAUGGGCAUACCGCUUGGAUUCGCUAUUGGCUUUUGGGUAUUUUGUGGUCCGAUAGUGUUUAUCAGAUCAUGGAGGUUUACUUAUUAUCGAUUCUGGGAUAAAGUGCUAUUCAAACACUUGCAUCCAUGAAGAUUUCCA
Molecule: messenger RNA, 3063 nt
Organism: Syzygium oleosum
Lineage: Eukaryota; Viridiplantae; Streptophyta; Magnoliopsida; Myrtales; Myrtaceae
Product: receptor like protein 27-like
Exons: 2
Coding region: 1-3054 (1017 amino acids)
Molecular function (GO): protein binding
Source: RefSeq, a predicted model, not a curated record